AUGUUAAACACUUUACUAAUUUACCUAGUUAACCCCCUCGCAUAUAUCGUCCCAGUCCUCCUAGCAGUAGCAUUCCUCACAUUAAUUGAGCGAAAAGUCCUAGGCUAUAUGCAACUCCGUAAAGGCCCAAAUAUUGUUGGACCCUAUGGCCUUCUUCAGCCCAUUGCAGAUGGAGUUAAACUAUUUAUUAAAGAGCCAAUCCGCCCAUCUACAUCAUCCCCCUUUCUAUUUCUAGCCACCCCCAUACUUGCCCUAACACUAGCCAUAACCCUAUGAGCCCCCAUUCCUAUGCCACACCCAGUAACAGACUUAAAUCUAGGAGUACUAUUUAUUCUCGCCUUGUCAAGCCUUGCCGUGUAUUCGAUCCUAGGAUCUGGUUGAGCCUCAAAUUCAAAAUAUGCCCUAAUUGGUGCCCUACGAGCCGUGGCUCAAACAAUUUCAUAUGAAGUGAGCCUAGGACUUAUUCUUCUAGCAGUAAUUAUUUUUUCCGGCGGUUAUACACUUCAAAUAUUUAAUACAACACAAGAAGGUAUUUGACUUCUAAUUCCGGCCUGACCCCUAGCUGCAAUGUGGUAUAUUUCAACGCUGGCAGAAACAAACCGUGCACCUUUUGACCUAACUGAAGGUGAAUCUGAGUUAGUCUCCGGAUUUAACGUAGAAUAUGCAGGUGGACCCUUUGCCCUUUUUUUCCUAGCCGAAUAUGCCAAUAUUUUAUUAAUGAAUACCCUAUCUGCAGUUCUUUUCCUGGGCGCCUCACAUAUUCCAACCUUACCUGAAUUAACAACAUUUAAUUUAAUGACUAAAGCCGCACUUCUUUCCCUGGUCUUCUUAUGAAUUCGUGCCUCCUAUCCUCGCUUCCGCUAUGACCAACUUAUGCAUCUAGUGUGAAAAUAUUUUCUACCACUAACCCUAGCCCUAGUUCUUUGACACACAGCCCUCCCCAUUGCAUUUGCAGGACUCCCCCCCCAACUAUAA
Messenger RNA from Misgurnus anguillicaudatus (oriental weatherfish), 975 nucleotides. The record is from the annotation of a RefSeq genome assembly. Lineage: Eukaryota; Metazoa; Chordata; Actinopteri; Cypriniformes; Cobitidae.